GUUCGACUCAAAAACCCUCUCAGAAUGCUUCUCUACGUUUUGGUUUCGGUAAUUUGUGCGAUUUGCAUCUAUAUCAAAUGGAAACAAACUUACUGGAAGCGAAAUGGCGUUGAUUACAUCGAGCCGGACUUUUUUUUCGGCAAUACAACGGCGAUAACGAAGAGAAAAGAACACAGGGCUGUAGUGUUUCAGAAGUUCUACAACUAUUUUAAAGGAAAAGGCGAACGGUUCGGUGGAAUUUACGAUUUUUUCUCGCCUGUAGUGGUGGUUACUGAUUUGGAGUUGAUCAGAUGCGUUCUACAGAAGGAUUUUUCGCAUUUCGUCAAUCAUUUGGGGUACAUAAACGAAGAAGCCGAUCCUAUUUCCGGAAACCUGUUUAAUUUGAAAGACGAAAAAUGGAAGAAUAUUAGAGCGAAAUUAACACCAACUUUCACGACGGGCAAGAUAAAAAUGAUGUUUGAGACACUCAUCGAUUGCUCUUCAGGUUUGCAAAAAGUCCUAGACAAAUACGCCAUUAUCAACGAACCUGUCGAUAUAAAAAAGAUCCUAUUAUUAUUUAGCACGGAUGUAAUUACAUCCGUCGCCUUCGGUUUGCAAGUAAACAGCUUGGAAAAUCCCCAAACGGAAUUUAGGAGAUACUUCGAAAAACUCUUCGAACCAUCAUUGACGUUGCUGAUAAAGCGCCUGAUAUCCCUGUCUUUCCCGCAAUGGCUGCUGGUCAAGAUGCGCUUCAGGUUGUCCAGAAAAGAGGUGGAGGAGUUCUUCGUUAAAGUAGUCAACGACAUCGUCGAGCACCGGGAGAAGAACAACGUUUUCAGGAAGGACUUCAUGCAGCUGCUGAUCCAGAUAAAAAAUUCGGGCACCACCACCAACAUCGAGAACAUCAACGCGCACAGUGCGGUCAAGCACUUGACUAUUAACGAAAUGACGGCACAAGCUGUUACGUUUUAUAUCGCCGGGAACGAAACAUCUUCGGCCACGAUGUCUUUCGCUUUAUUGGAGUUGGCCCUCAACCCUUCCAUUCAAAACAAACUUCGCGAGGAGAUUCGAGCGAACGUGAAAAAACACGGAAACGAACUAACAUACGACGGCAUUAUGGAGAUGGAGUAUUUAGAUUUGGUGGUUCAGGAAGCGUUGAGAAAAUACCCUUCAGCCUCUGGAUUAUCAAGGGCUUGUAACAAGCCAUAUCGUAUCCCUGGUAGUGAUGUGGUAAUUGAGCCGGGUACCGAGGUGAUGAUUCCUCUUUAUGGUCUUCAUAGAGAUCCGGAAUACUAUCCAGAUCCGGAUAAAUUUGAUCCGGAACGAUUUAAUGCGACAAACAGGAGCAAAAUACCAGUCAGUGCGUAUUUGCCCUUCGGAGAAGGCCCUAGAGCUUGCAUAGGAUUAAGAUUCGGGAAAUUACAAACCAAAGUCGGAAUAUGUGCGGUUAUCUGGAAAUUCAAAGUAACUGUGAAUAAUAAGACACAAUUACCAAUAAAAUUGUCUUCGUCGCGAUUUCCAACCGCUCAAGGAGGCAUAUGGCUGAAUUUGGAGAAAAUUUAACUUUUGAAAUGUCUGUUUUUUUUUCAAUAAAUACAAAAAAUCUUAA
Messenger RNA from Phyllotreta striolata, 1588 nucleotides. The record is from the annotation of a GenBank genome assembly. Lineage: Eukaryota; Metazoa; Arthropoda; Insecta; Coleoptera; Chrysomelidae.